AUACUCAAAAGUUUUCGUUAUUUGAGCAAAGAAAAAGAAAGAAGGAGAUGGCUAGAGACAGGUCAAGUGUGGUGACUAGUAUUGCAGAGAGAUGGAGAGAACUGAGUGGUGAGAAUGACUGGAAGGGUCUGUUGGAUCCUUUAGACAUUGAUCUUCGCCUCUCUAUACUUCACUAUGGGGAUAGAGUUGCAGCUACUACCUAUGCUUUCAACGAUAAGGUGUCCUCUGAUUGUCGAGGCUUCAGCAGGUAUCCUCCAGAGGAAUUCUUCUCCAAGCUUGGUGUAACGAAACGUAAUCCCUCAUUGGAUUAUACUCUCACAGACUUCAUUUAUUCAAGAGUAGAGAAGGAUGUGUUCCACUGGGAUAGUGAACCAAUAUCCACUUGGUGUGCUUAUGUGGCGGUUGCCACAGAUGAGGCGAAGACUAAGCUUGGGAGGAGGGAUAUUGUGGUUUCUUGGAGAGGAGUCAUGUUGAAUGUGGAGUUGCAUAAAGGUCUUCAAGCUUUGCCAUGCUUAGCUUCGGACUUAUUUGGAAAUUGGCAUUUGCCUCUACCUUUCGUGCACUCUGGUUUUCACAGCCUCUACACCUCAAAAGACCAAAACUCUACUUACAAUAAGACUAGUGCAAGAGAGCAGGUACUAGCAGCUGUGAGAAAACUGGUGGAUCAAUACAAGGAUGAGGAGGUGAGUAUAACAAUUACAGGCAAUAGUUUAGGAUCAGCACUGGCGACCUUAAAUGCAGUGGACAUAGCUUAUAAUGACUAUAACAAGCCAUCAAGUGAGCCAAAACAGAGUUUUCCAGUGACAGCCAUUGUCUUUGCUGGUCCCCGAGUCGGAGACUUAGGAUUCAAGAAGAUAUAUGAUGAUCUGAAAGAUGUCCAUGUGUUGAGAAUAACAAAUGCCAAGGACCCAGUUCCUAACUUUCCACCAAAUUUUGACCCAAUUCCUGACCUUCCACCAAUUGGGCCUAUUCAUGUUGGAGAGAACUUACCAAUUGACACCAGCGAGUCUAAGUUUUUGAAGAGCGACGUUUCCCCACAUAUGUUGGAUGUUUACUUACAUGGAGUCGCAGGCACACAAGGGAGUAAAGGGGGAUUUAACUUGGAAGUUCCUUUUGAUCUUGCAAUUAUAAACAAACUUACAGAUGGUUUAACGGAUGAAUAUAAUAAGAAUAUACCAGCUGAGUGGUGGGUUGAGGAGAAUAAGGGUAUGGUUCAAAAUGAUGAUGGAACCUAUACGGCGCAAUUUUAUGUGCCAGAUCCUCCUGUUGUGCCUCUCAAUUGAACGGAGAAGAAAAUUUACCUAAAUUAAAUUUAGGUAAAAAUUAUUCUUAAAUGGAAGCUAAAUUCAAUAAAAGUCAUCAAACUGUUACAAGCUUGAUGAAUUAUAUGGUUUGAAAAGCCUCCUAGAAAUUUCGGUGUGAAGUAUUGUAUAAUAUAAUAAUGUUAUUAAAUAAUGUCAAUCAAAUCUCGCAGCUAUGUUUAAA
This is a messenger RNA of Manihot esculenta (cassava), 1485 nucleotides long. Its product is annotated as phospholipase A1-II 1. Gene Ontology annotation, molecular function: glycerophospholipid phospholipase A1 activity. The transcript is spliced from 2 exons. Gene Ontology annotation, biological process: lipid metabolic process. The record is from RefSeq and is a predicted model, not a curated record. The coding region runs from base 48 to 1283 and encodes 411 amino acids. NCBI's taxonomy places the organism in Eukaryota, Viridiplantae, Streptophyta, Magnoliopsida, Malpighiales, Euphorbiaceae.